GGCGCCACUUAAUGGCAAUGUGGCGCACGACUGUCAGAGAAUAAAUGGCGGACACUGCGAGCAGCGCGGCGGACUGGGGAUUGGGGCUCUCCGUUGGGUGUUAUUGUCGGUCACCUAUGAAGCUGCUAACUGGGUACCACGUAGUUUGGAAGUACAACGAGAGUUGAUACCAGCCUGCUGUAGGAGCGCUGAAGACCCCGCCGACUGACGCCAAAAUGAAUUCGAGGCACACUGAGGUGGCUCUGAAGAAAGAGGCGGCAAGUGCCGAGGAUGAGGACCUGACAAUCCCGCGUGCUGCCAUGAACAAGAUGAUCAAGGAGCUGCUCCCUAAUGUGCGCAUUGCGAAUGAGGCACGUGAGCUUAUCUUGGCCUGCUGCACCGAGUUCAUCCAUCACCUUUCCACCGAGGCCAACGACAUCUGCAACCGGCAACAGAAGAAGACCAUUUCUGCAGACCACGUGCUGGGUGCCCUGGACAGCCUGGGCUUUGGUGCAUACCGGCAAGACGCUGAGGCAGUGCUCAAGGACUGCAAAGCAGUGGCAGCCAAGCGGCGCCGCCAGAGCACGCGCCUCGAGAACCUGGGCAUCCCUGAGGAAGAGCUGCUCCGGCAGCAGCAGGAACUCUUUGCACAGGCCCGGCAACAACAAGCUGAGCUGGCCCAGCAGGAGUGGACUCAGAUGCAGCAAGUGGCACAGCAGCAACUUCAACUGCAGCAGCGCCAGGCCCAGGAUGAGGACGAGUACUGAUGCGGUGGUGGGCAGUGGGGUGGGGGCCAAAGAAUGUACUCGUAGGUGUGUGGUUGACUUGGGCAAGGCAGAAGGGCAAGCACUGCCAGCAGAAAGGUCCCUUGCUGCCCAGGAAGGCCACCCAUGACGGCCCUUGGCAGGAGGUUGUUUUUAGGCAAGUUGGUGUUUUUUGUGCAAAGUACAGAGCAUGAAGCGAGGGUAGCGCCAACUGUUUAAUAGCAGAUUGCACAUGUGUCAUCUUGGUUUUGUAUCUGGCUCUGGUAUUAAACAUUUGGUGCUUGCCUUGCAUCAUGCUCCGUACUUUGCUCCAAGAACAAAAAUUUGUAGUCAGCAAGGGGUUCUCUGCUGAUAGCGAGGUUCCUUCUCGCCGAUGUAGACUGUGAGCAAGCCGUUUGAGUACAGGUACCCUUGUCAGAACUUAUGUUUAUUUUUUUCUUCAUGGAUCACUGGCUUUACUAUAGACGUUGCUGGUAUGUGCAGGUGUUGGUAGCACUCUUUUGUUUGACUGGGGAGACAGCGGCGCUCAAGUGAAAGGUCUUCUUGACUCUGGGAAAUAUAUGUAAUUAAGGUAUUUUUCGAGAAGGACCUUUAGAAAGCAUUUUGGUUAAAAUACUUUGACAAGGAAUUGUAUGCACAGCCUGCAUUAAACAUUCUAGAUUGAGAGCAUUAAUGCGUAGCGAAUAACUUCAGGUUUUGCUCAACCUGAAAACUUUUUGUAGAGAUGUCAUUUUAUAUGCACUGUACGACACACUUUGCCAAGUGCUUUAAUGUAACAUCACCGGAGACCAUAAGUGUACUCUGGUGUCGUAUUGGGUGCUCUGUAAGGAAGUUUACCAUAUACAACCCUGUCGGAUUUCCUAGCACGGAGGCACUGUGGUGAAAAAUAUAUUUAGUACAGUUUGUUUGUUAUGUGGAGUGCUUAGAGCACGUGAGCUUGCAUGAAAGCUGUCAUGUGAAUGUGCUUGAAAACAGGCUAAAUAGGAGUGCAUUGUUAUUGUAAUGCAUAUUGAUUUCUCUUUUUUAAAAGCACUUUUGCUGUAUGAAUGAAGCAGGCCCUCUGUUUUGAGUUCUAUUAGGGCUGUUGUCUCCCUCUCUCGAUUUUACACCCUUUUUGUAUUUAAGCGCGGUUUUUGCGACAUGGAUGCAUUAUGUAAGAUAUGUGAUAGAAGUAUGUUGGACUGUCACACAAGGACUUUGGAUGCAGCGUUUUUCACAUUGGUUUGCUGUACUCUCAUCACUAAAGAUUGUUUGAGAUUCAGAAAUAGUAUAAUGGCGGCUGUCUACUUUUAGAAGAGUGCUUGCUGGAUUUUUGCAUUUACUGCUAUGCUUGAUCACUGGCAGUGAGAGUUUGUGAUAAACAAUGUGCCACAAAUGAUGAUGUUCUGUUUGCCACAAGCUGUGCACAUUGCACGACAUUUGUAAUAAAGACUAUUUUAGUGUAAUUGAA
Dermacentor albipictus is the source of this 2193-nucleotide messenger RNA. It is a transcript of the gene NC2beta, whose product is annotated as negative cofactor 2beta. Gene Ontology annotation, cellular component: negative cofactor 2 complex. The record is from RefSeq and is a predicted model, not a curated record. Gene Ontology annotation, molecular function: protein heterodimerization activity; TBP-class protein binding; RNA polymerase II general transcription initiation factor activity. Gene Ontology annotation, biological process: negative regulation of transcription by RNA polymerase II; RNA polymerase II preinitiation complex assembly. Lineage: Eukaryota; Metazoa; Arthropoda; Arachnida; Ixodida; Ixodidae.